Molecule: messenger RNA, 474 nt
Organism: Ipomoea nil (Japanese morning glory)
Lineage: Eukaryota; Viridiplantae; Streptophyta; Magnoliopsida; Solanales; Convolvulaceae
Exons: 1
Coding region: 1-474 (157 amino acids)
Source: RefSeq, a predicted model, not a curated record
AUGACAAAGGGCGCGGAUGAGCCCUUCCAUGCGUUAAACGCUGUUGCUGACCCGACCUGCUAUUCUCAAGCGGUGGGACAUGCUCAUUGGCGUGAAGCUAUGGACCAGGAGUUUAAUGCCCUUUUGCACAAUAACACUUGGCGUUUGGUACCGUCACAACCUCACAUGAAUAUCAUCGGGUGCAAAUGGGUGUUUCGCACUAAGCGCUCAACCACCGGGUCCAUUGAGCAUUAUAAAGCUCGUCUCGUGGCCAAAGGGUUCAACCAAGUGGUGGGUGAGGAUUUCUUCGACACUUACAGUCCUGUAGUCAAGCCGACUACAGUCCGCAUGUUGUUUUCGUUAGCUGUGUCUAACCGGUGGACUCUACGCCAGCUAGAUGUUCAUAAUGCGUUCCUGAAUAGGCAUUUAGAAGCGACUAUAUAUAUGAAACAACCUCCGGGGUAUGAAGAUCCGACUAUGCCAGGACAUGUGUGA